Molecule: messenger RNA, 2236 nt
Organism: Pungitius pungitius (ninespine stickleback)
Lineage: Eukaryota; Metazoa; Chordata; Actinopteri; Perciformes; Gasterosteidae
Gene: leng1
Product: leukocyte receptor cluster (LRC) member 1
Exons: 4
Coding region: 425-1282 (285 amino acids)
Source: RefSeq, a predicted model, not a curated record
UGCUACAGCAGCCGAACCUCAGAACCUCUCAUCCCAUUUAGUCAGUGAUAGUAUAUUUGUCCACGUGUGCAUGUUACAUUUUUUGAAAAGAUGAGUUUAUCGUUGGGGAGCGAGUUAAAUGUCUCUCCUCGCAUUCGUAUCAUUAACUUGCUGCGUUAAGGUGGUAAGUAGCGAACCGUGGCUAACGUUAGCUUAAUUAAUAACAGCAGCAACAAAACUGUCAUUUUUCUUAUUUUCUGACUGAACAAUCCAUCUAAUUUCACCCCCCCUCAUACCUCCACCUCCCCGCUGCUUUUAUAUGCAAACGUUAACUCAGUGUUUGAGUCGUGUUGUUUCAUACUUAAGACCGAGCUAGCCCGCGCAGCUAUCUGACCGCUAACGUACAGGAUCAUCGGUCACUCGGGCAACAGUCACCCAGGUAACGAUGAACAUCCUUCCGAAAAAAAGCUGGCACGUUCGCAACAAAGACAACGUUGCUCGCGUGCGGAAGGACGAGGCCCAGGCGGCAGAGGAAGAGCGCGAGGCCAAGCGUCGCGUGGAGCGUGCUGAGCAAGAGGCUCGUACAGAGUUUUUGAGAAGAAAAUCCCGAGCUGCUCUCCAUUCAGCAGGAGAACCGAAGGAUGAAGAAGCUGAUGACGAUGGUGACAAACAGAGUGGAGGAAGUAGAGCUCUGGAGCAUCUUAAUCUGUUCCCCCUCGAGGAGUCCUCAGAGAAGAAGGGGAAUGUGGAGUAUCUCAAAGACAAGAAAGACGAACAGGAGAAGCAGGAACGAGCUAUCGGCCUGCUGGUGUCUCUUGGACCCCAACCGGGGUCUGAAGUCACUCCGUGGUACAUGAAAACUGGCAAAGAAAAAGAGGAAACAAAAGAAAAAGAAGAGGGAAAAGAUAAAGAAAAAAAGAAGGGAUUAAGUGAAGAGGAGAAAGAGAAGAGAGAUCGCCGAUUGAAAGAUAGUUUGGACCCAUUGAAAGAGAUGAAGAAAAUAAUGGCUGUAAAGGAUAGAAAAUAUAACAGCAAGAAAAAGGAAAGAAGAGGCAAAGGGGAAAAGUGGAACAGUGGAGAGAGCUCCAUAGAACGGUUACGUGCCGAGCGCCUACAGAGGGAGGCGGACGAACGGAGGAGAACCCAGGCCCUCCUCGACCAGAGGAACGGCAAAGGGAAGGAGCCAGGGAAGGACACCAACGAGAGGGAGAGACCGUACAACAGCGCUUAUUUCCCAGAACUUGCUCGAAAGCGUCAAAGGCGGGACCGAGAUAGCUGGAGGGAUGAAAUAUUAAAAUCAUAAACUCUCUUUAUUGCGCCACAGUGGUCCGUGUUGGAUGGUUAGUGGACAAAGGUUUACAUCGUUUUUUCCCUAAAUGUAGCAAAUGUCAAAAAUUUAGAUGGGAAGUGUUUGGAACCACAUGAGCUGUAAAAAGGCCACUCUGCCAUUUUUCCUUUAUUUUUAUUUAUGUCCGUUGCAGUUACCUUUGUCGCCUGCAGCGUUUUGCUCGGGAUGACAUCAGCGGGGAAGAUUGUUGUCAUCACAGGGGGCUGCACACUAGGAUUGUUUAUACUAUUGUUAAGGAGAUCUUUCAUGUUCCUAAUAAUUGCGGCGUGAAGGUCAGCAUAUGAGUAAAAUAAGUCUUUCGAUAAAGAAAAAUAAACUGGAGUAAAGCUGAUACAACCGUUUGAGCUUAGUUGAUUGGUGGAAAACUUUUCUCAUUUUUCAAUUUUUUUAUAGCUCUUUUUUGCCAUAUAAGCUGAGUUUGACGUUUGGGCCCUUGGUAGGAUCAAAUAAUAAAUGUGAAGAUGUGACUAUGGGAAAUCUUGUCUGAUAACACAAUGUUUUCUGAUUUUAGUAAGAUGAAGAUUUCUUAAAAGCAGUAUAAAUGUUUUCACCAACCAUUUAUGUCACAGAAAAUCACUGCUAUAAAUACCUACUGCUAUGAUGUGGUCAUUUUAAUAUUUUGUAUGCUUAAAAAAAAACAAAUGUAGUUACAAUUCAAAAUGUCCCUGCAUCAUAUAUAUCAACUCACUGUUUUCAUAUCUGUAAAUUAUAUUACCAAUGUUGUUAAAAUACACCCAUCUGAAACAUAUUUUCAUUUUUCUGUUUUUCUUUGGUGAAAAGUUGUGUUGGGCUUACUAAAUCAUUUGUUGAUUGAUUUGAAGUUAAAUCAAUGCUUUCAACAAAAGCUGAACUUCCAUUAAAGGGCUGCUGUAUAAUCUUAAUAAACAUUGACCAUUCAAUGUUAUACCA